This is a messenger RNA of Pleuronectes platessa (European plaice), 792 nucleotides long. It is a transcript of the gene hoxa9a, whose product is annotated as homeobox A9a. The record is from RefSeq and is a predicted model, not a curated record. Gene Ontology annotation, biological process: regulation of transcription by RNA polymerase II; proximal/distal pattern formation; embryonic skeletal system morphogenesis. Gene Ontology annotation, cellular component: nucleus. NCBI's taxonomy places the organism in Eukaryota, Metazoa, Chordata, Actinopteri, Pleuronectiformes, Pleuronectidae. Bases 1 to 792 code for a protein of 263 amino acids. Gene Ontology annotation, molecular function: RNA polymerase II cis-regulatory region sequence-specific DNA binding; DNA-binding transcription factor activity, RNA polymerase II-specific. The transcript has 2 exons.
AUGUCGACAUCCGGAACGCUGACUAGUUACUACGUCGAUUCCCUCAUUCUGCCCGAGAGCGAGGAGGUCUCCGUGCCGAGGUACUCCUCCGGUCCUGGGCUCCAGCAUGGCAGGCAGCCCGCCUCCAUCGGCGACCACGGCGAGCUCGGGACUUGCACCUUCCCGUCCAAGCCUCCGGUGUUCGGGCCGCCGUGGAGCCACGUCCCGGCGCAGUUCCCGGGAACCUCUGUUUACCAUCACCACUAUGGGCACCCCCAGGGCCCGGUUGGCGCCGAUUCGGACGGGCGAUAUCAGUCGUGGAUGCUGGAGCCCAUGUCCGGUUCCCUGCCCAUGACCGGAUUACCGACCACCCAUCACUACGGAAUCAAACCGGAGGGUCUGGGGACGCGGGCUGAGGGAGCGCUGCCGGGCUCCCACACCGCGCUGCUGCUCUCCGAUUACGCGAACGGCACUCUGGCGACGACAUCACCGGUGGAGAAGGACGCGCUCUCUGGCCAGACUGGGGACAUGAGCGUGGAAGCGGUCGAAGAGAAACCCAUCCUCGAUCCAAAUAACCCAGUGUCCAACUGGCUCCACGCGAGUGCCACGAGAAAAAAACGCUGUCCGUACUCCAAGCAUCAGAUCCUGGAGCUGGAGAAAGAGUUCCUCUUUAACACCUACCUGACCAGGGACCGUAGGUACGAGGUGGCGAGGCAGCUAAACCUCACCGAGAGACAGGUUAAAAUCUGGUUCCAGAACCGCAGGAUGAAGAUGAAGAAGUUUAAUAAAGACGGCCUACCGAAAGACGGGUGA